Messenger RNA from Salvia miltiorrhiza (redroot sage), 1608 nucleotides. RefSeq names its product voltage-dependent chloride channel 2, chloroplastic. Gene Ontology annotation, biological process: regulation of photosynthesis, light reaction. The transcript has 4 exons. Bases 145 to 1404 code for a protein of 419 amino acids. The record is from RefSeq and is a predicted model, not a curated record. Gene Ontology annotation, molecular function: voltage-gated chloride channel activity. NCBI's taxonomy places the organism in Eukaryota, Viridiplantae, Streptophyta, Magnoliopsida, Lamiales, Lamiaceae.
AUCUUUCACUACAAACCAAAAGCAUGUUGUCAUGUGUAGGAACCUGAGUCACACAUGUUAAUGUUAGCACCUCUUUGAGUUCAUGCACCACAAUCCAAUUUCUCCUUCUCUCCUAAAACCUCCCAUUUUUCUCUGCAAUCUCCAAUGUCAAUUCCUCACUCUGCGAAGCUACCAUCUCCAUCUCCUUCUCCUUCUCCCCCCAAAAUGCUCUCCAAAUUCCCCCACGCGCCGCUCCUCAAUCCCUCCACCAACCGAUCCCCCAAAUCCCUCUGCGCCUGCCACUCCACUAAACCCUCCAACUCGCCCCCAAUUCGCGAUUCCGCCCUCGCCUCCAUCCUCCUCGCCAUCCCCGACUGGGCCGACGCCAUCAAGGAGAGAGGCAUGAAGCAGAGGCGCUACCUCUACGACCACCAGAGCUGGGUGCAGCACCGCAGCUCGCUGCGCCACGUCAGGCACCUACUCACCAGCCUCAGCUCGCGCGUCAUCCUCUCCCUCGUCCCGCCGGUGAUCGCCUUCACGUCCGUCGCCGUCUUCGUCGCCGUCUACAACUCCGCCGUCUCCAUGGAUCUGCUGCCGGAGUUCUUCCCGAUCCUGCGCGCCUCCUCCCUGCCGUACCAGCUCACCGCGCCGGCGCUGGCGCUGCUGCUGGUUUUCAGGACCGAGGCGUCGUAUUCGAGGUUCGAGGAGGGGAAGAAGACUUGGACUAAGGUUAUUUCUGGGGCGGAGGAUUUUGCCAGGCAGCUCACUGCUAAUGUGCACGCACCCGACGAUGAUACGCUUAAGAAGGCCAUUUUGCAGUAUCUCAUGGCGUUUCCGGUUGCUCUCAAGUGUCACAUCAUUAAUGGGUCAGAUGUUGCUCAAGAUCUCAACAACUUACUGGAUGGGGAUGACCUGGCUGUAGUCUUGAGCUCGAAGCACCGGCCUCGCUGCAUCAUCGAGUUCAUCUCCCAAAGCCUGCAACUGCUUGACAUCGAGGCCACAAAGCGCCAAAUAAUGGAAUCAAAGCUUGGUUGUUUCCACGAGGGAAUUGGUGUGUGCGAACAGAUCAUGGGCACGCCUAUCCCCCUCUCGUACACUAGACUAACCUCGAGAUUCCUAGUCCUCUGGCAUCUCACUCUUCCUGUCAUACUCUGGGAUGAUUGUCAUUGGAUCGUUGUACCCGCCACUUUUAUAAGUGCCGCUUCUCUAUUCUGCAUCGAGGAGGUUGGUGUUCUCAUUGAAGAGCCUUUCCCAGUGCUGGCUCUUGAUGAGAUGUGCCUCAGGCUUCGGAGCAACAUAGACGACGUUAUGAGGAACGAGAAGCUGAUUCGGGCUCGUGUGAGUGCCAAGAGAAAGCGGAGUUGCGGUAAGAAGCAGUCUCCGAAUGGAUGGCCAAACUCUUUGCAAGACAGGCAACCUGGUUGAAAGGUUUCUUGGGAGAGAGUGGCAUAGUUUUGGUGUUAGGUAAGUAUGUAUAGAUGAUAGCAGUAAAGUGAAAAUGAACAUCUUGCAUCUCAGAAAAAGAAAAGGAAAAUGAACAUCUUUGGACAAGUAUAUAUAUAUAUAUAUAUAUAUAUACUCGUUCAAUUAUAUAUAUACAUGCUGGUGAAAGAGUUUAUGGAGUCAAAA